UCUGUCUGCGGCGGCUGGGCCGGAAGAGGCGGGCGGGUGCGGCGCUGCGCACACUCCGGCACGCGGGGGAAGAUGGUGGCCACGCGGCGAGCUGCGCGGCGCGGGCCGGAGCCCGCUGCCCCGGCUGCGGCAGAGCUGGCAUCUGCUGAAAUUAGUACUCCUGUUUCUGCGAAGAUGUCCAGGAGAAGAACUAAAGGAAACUCUCAGCCAGAAGUCAUUCAUGAAUCUCAGGAUGAGGGGUUGGAAGAUGCUGAAACAAAAUCAGAUCUUGGUGAUCCCUCUGAGGCACAAACAACUAAGAACAGAGACAGCAAUGUGCAUUCAACAAAAUCAAGUGCUGAGCCACAGGCUGAUGGAGAUGAAGCAGAAUCAAAUUACUCUGCCAUGUCCGAACAUGAAACACCUUUAUUUAUAAGGAUAACAAGGAGAAGACAAAUCACAAUUCCUUAUCAACCAGAUUCACCAGCCAAAAAUAGGUCUAGCAAGGGAGCUCUUCUGAGUGAAUUAAGUAAAUCUCAAGAUGAAGAUGUCUCUGAAGCUGAGUCAUGUUCUUCAACUGUAUCUGGUGGCUGUACAGCUAGUGCUACAAGAACUACGAGAAGCAGGAAGUGCAAAGCUAAACUCCACCCAGAUCCAAUUUGUGAAGCCCAAGCUGAAGAGGUUUCUGAUGCAGAGUCAUGGUGCUCGGGUCUUUGUGUGGAGCCAUCUGUAACUACCAAAAGAAUAACUAGGAGUAUGCUAAUGAAAUCGCAAGCAGAAACCAUUAGACAAACUGAGAAAAAAGUUAGUGAAGUUGUGCUGGAAGAUGAGAAGUUAACUGAGGACAGAAUUAAAUCCCAGCCAGUAGUCAUAUCUGACUUUGAACAUGUCACAAAAUCUGAUUCUGAUACAGAGCAAACUUCCUCUCUUUCACUUAAUAAAUACGUCACUCAGAGUAAUAAACAACCCAGCCCCUGCAAGACCCAAUGCCAGACUGAAUCUGCCAGUACAAACCCAAGUGAUGACCCAAAACAAGUUUUAAUUGAUUCAACACCCAGCAGUCCUAAAGAAACAGGAAAAAGUUGUACCAUAGCAUCUCCUAAAAAAGAAACAAUAAAGGAGAGACACUUUGAAAUUGUAGAUAAAUCAGAGGAAAUGUUAGAAAAGGAGAGAGACAUAACUGGACAAGAAUCAAAGUUGAAAAGUGCUUCUCUUGAGAGCCUUGAUGAAUCAUUUAAGUCCCAUAGGCAGACAACACCAAGAAAAAGAAAUAUAAUUCCAGAAUACCAAAAAGCAGAUAUUGUGGAGGCUACACAGAGAUCUCUCACCCAUGCAGAUGAAUUAAUGGUGGCAGACAAACCAAGUAGCACAACCAUCAGCCCGCAAAAGGGCAUACACCUAUCACCAAUUGGUGAUGAUGGUGAUGGUGACUGCAAAAUGUCUGAUAUCAAUGUAGACAAUAGUGAAGGUCAAGCAGAACUAGUUACUAAAUCCUCCCCACAUGUAACCAAAAGAUCAUGUAAUAAAAAGAUAUCUGCUGUGUUGCUCCUGAGCAGUGAUGAGAGUGAUGAAACUGAAAACAGCGAUGUGGAAGAAGUGGGUGAUGUAGGAGAAAAGCUGUAUUGUGCAGAGACCAGAAAUAAGAAGUCAUCCUUGGACAAAUCUUUAGAAAAUGAAUCAUCGCAUGGAGAACUGUUUGUAAUUGACACAGAACCUGAUUUGGACGGCAACAAGAAGUAUUACCUAGAACAGGAAGAUAGAAGGAGCGAUGCAGAAAGUAAGGAUGAAGAUAGAAGGAGCGAUGCAGAAAGUAAGGAUGAAGAAAGAAGGAGUGAUGCAGAAAGUAAGGAUGAAGAACAUGAAAGAGAUGAGGAGUCCUCAGAUCUGGAAGAUAAUGAGGAGGAGUUCGUAGAUGAAGAUGAAGAUGCAUAUUUAUUGAAAAAUAAAAAGCCUAAUAUUUUACAUCUAUCAAGCAGCAUAGAUCCUGGUCUAAAUAUCAAGAGGCUUGGAGGCUUAUAUAUUAGCUUUGAUGCAGGAAAACAAAAAGCUGGCUCAAGUGCAAUUAAACAGUUAAAGGGGGAAAAGAAAGAAGAGCUCUUGAAGAAGAGUAUAAUAACUCCAGAUUUUGAAAAAAAGGACUGUGUUCCACCAUUCAGGGAGUCAAUCCAUCAGAUAAAGAAACAGCGCAAGGCAGAGCGAGAGAAAACAACAGGUGAUGGCUGGUUUGGUAUGAAAGCUCCAGAAAUGACAAAUGAAUUGAAAAAUGAUCUAAAGGCUCUGAAGAUGAGGGCUUCCAUGGACCCCAAACGUUUUUACAAGAAGAAUGAUAGAGAUGGUCUGCCCAAAUACUUUCAGGUUGGGACUGUGGUUGACACUCCGAUAGACUUUUACCAUGCUCGAAUCCCCAAGAAACAAAGGAAGAGAACCAUUGUUGAAGAGCUGCUUGCAGAUUCUGAGUUUAGGAGAUACAAUAAAAGGAAGUACCAGGAGAUCAUGACUGAAAAGGCAGCUCUUGCAGCAGGCAAGAAGAAUCGGAAGAAGAAGAAAUUUCACAAAUAAGACUAGGAGAAAAUAACAAGAUGAAACUCUUUUUUUUGUUUUUAAUUAUAAAAUUGUUUACAGAACAUUUUGGUGAGUGGUUUAAGAUUGAAGCUGUCAUACUGACUGAGUUAGGACAGGGCUGGCCCUGUUUUAGCAGUAGUAUUUUGACCGGGGAGGAGGAGACUUGCAAUGGGAUUUUGUUCUGUGGACUGGUAUAGACAUGCAACAGAGACAGCAUGAUUCAUUCUUCAUAGAAAAAGGCAAAAACAGACAUCCUGUACAAAUAAAUAGUUGAUGGAAAUGGUCAUGUGAAAGAGCUGAGAUUAAAAAAAAAAAAGAUUGUAUUUUAAUGGAAAAACCUUUGUUAAAAACUGCAAUCCUCGGUUUUUUAGUUUUGUGAGAAACUGGAAAACCUGCAGGCACUUGUCACUAAAGACUCCUAGUUACUGAAGGAGUUUAUAAAAACACAGGUAUUCAACCUACAGUAAUAAUCAGUGAUUUUUUUAAAAUCUCAUUGAGCAGCGAUUCAGAUUUACUGAACAAUGAUACUUCAAAAUCAUAAACUUACACCUGGACUGUAAAAAUAACAUUUUAUUAUGUGCUGUACAGGAAAAAUAAGUUGUCCACAAAUGGAGAUGAGUUUUAACAGAUUUCAGGAGGCUUUGUCAGAGUUAUCUUGAAGUGGAUGUUCAUGUACUAUAUUGGUCUAAUUUAAUGUUAACUUAAAAGGUAAAAAUAUAAAUUUCAAGGGAUAGUGCCAAAUCUAAGGCAUCAUCACUUUUGUCUACUUCUUGAUCUCUGUAGAGUCUAGCCUCUAUUUACAUAAUUUAUGAAGCACAUUUUCUAUUGAAAGGAGCUUACAUUUCAUCUUUCCCUUGUUACACUGCUUAAUUAAGUUAGUUGUUCCUUAUCCGUUGCCUCAGUAAGAGGACGUGCUGGGCUAUUCUUUAGCAGCGGUUAAUGAGAAAUGACUUGUGCAUGGAUAUGGUUCUUGCAUGCUAUUUUAAAAGUAAUUAUUCUUGUUCAGCUUGAUCUCUGGUGGUGGAGUGUUCCACAUCUGAAGACUGAACAUAGCAUGGUGCAGAUUAUCCUCUAGAUUCUACAUACCUCUCUUUUUAAAAUCCACUCUUUUUUUGUUGAGGGUUAUGUAUUUUUACCACUUGUCUGUUUUGCCAUUGAUAUGAAAUGAUUUCAUGGGGUCAGUCCGUUUUCUAGUAUACACAGACUACCACAACUGGUAUUAUGGUAAUUGCUAUUCUUGUUGGCAGUUUUUGCUGAGAAGCUAAGAACUGAAUGGAUGAGGAAACAGAACUCUUUUCAACCCUAGUGAUAGUCCCUCCAAAUCAAGAUUGAGGGAAACUGGUACACAGAUGUGGGAAGCUUGCACUGCCCCUGCAGAUUAUCUAGGUGCCAUGCACCUCAGUUCCCAGACCAGUCAGUCCAUCACCUUGCAUAAUCACGUGUAUUUUCAGUAAAAGUUUAAGCUGUCUUUUGAAUGACCCUACAGUAUUUUUGUACUGCUGUUGCAGCUAAUAGAGUUCAUUAAAUUAAUUACUAAUGUUAGGAUAGAGAAUAAUACAGAAAACUUAAUGGUAGAACAGAAGUUGAUGAUAGGAAAUUAUUGGUAAUUGGAAAUUAUUAUUCAACAAUAGUGGGAUUGUAUGGGGUCGACUGUCCAGGAGAGGAAAGGAAAAGAAAAACUGAGAGAUCAUAGACGUAAAAUGUGUAGAGAUAGCCUUCGUGGUCCUAUUUUAUAGCUUCCGACAAAAGGAAAUUUGAUUUAAAUAGUGUAGUAAAAAAAUUUUAUUAAGAGAUUGGACAUUUGUGUCUGAAAAUGUCCUCGGCUCUGAGCAGCUAGAAUAGACUUAGAAGAGCUGUCAGCCCUCAUGGCUCAAGCCAUACAGUGAUCACCAACUGAAGUUAGGAAGAAAUUCCCCUAUGCCUCUCUGUCUUGAAUUUGUUUUUUCUAAAGCAAUCCAGCAUUAGUCACUAUUGGAGACAGGCUAGGACCAAGAUUUUCAAAAACAAUUACAGAUUUUGGGUGCCCAACUCAACUACUUAUAGAGGCUUUGCAUUUUGAAACUGCUGAGCUAAAGUGUCAAGUUGGGGACAUACAGAUACCCAUCCCUUCUGCAAAUCUUGGCUGAGAUGUAGUUUCUGUUCUACUAUCAUCAUUCCUGUAUUUGUGUAUCAGACCUGUGCAUACAUCAUUGAUGAUAAUACAAGAACAAGGAAAUAAAACGAGAACUGUGCUCUCUUGUGCUCUGUAAGAAAUGUGGAAGCAGAAGAAUAUCAAUAUUGGACAAACAGGAAAGAACAAAAUUGGAAUAAGAAAUGUUUUCAAGUGUUUAAGAGUAUUAUGAACAAUGGUCAUAUGAACUUGUAUACAAUCAUACAGAAUUUUUUGUAGCUAUUUUAAAAUUAUUUUAAUUAGAAUAUAUUUUUUGUGCAAAGAGUUUGACAUUUUAAAAUAAGAGGAAGAUGUGGUAUCUUAAAUUAAAGGCUAACUUAUUGACUAUGCUAACAUUAUUAUUGAGGCAUAAUAUCCCUGCACUAUUUAUACAAGACUGAUAUAAAAGGUAAGAUACUAAGAAAAUGUUAGAAACUGUUUAAAUUUAGAAUUAAAACAUGAGCACAUUGCUGCAUUCUUGAGUUCUAAUUAAAGAAUGCAUAGGCUUCCAUUUGGCACAAUAUGAAACAGAACCAAUCAGAAGGCCAAAUCACUGAUAAGCAACACAGAUAAAACAAGCCUAUCAAAAAUAGAUUUAUAAAAGAACAGUGUGUUUUGAGAAACUACAUUUUUUUGUGCAAACAGUAUGUAAUAUACUAGCUUGUUUGUUUGUUUGUUGUCCUGUACUGGAAUGACCUGCUCAGAUAUUUGUUUGUAAUCAUACUGCUUUCUAUAGGCUGGCCUGAAAACAUAAGCUCUACUAUUGCCAAGAGAGAUUCCUCUUUAGUUCAGGGGGUAGAAUCCUGUGAUUUUUGGAGCAGCAGGUGAUGUGGUUCUUUUUUCUAUAUACAGUAUGCACUUGCUGGUGGCCUAGGCCUAGGUGUCCCUAGACUGUUGCAUAUUAUCUGAUGAAUAUUAAGAGUAGAUUUGUUUUCUUGUACUCCUUGCCAGUCUAUAUCCAUCUUUUGUCUCUUGUCUUAUGCUUAGAUUGUAAGCUCUCUGGGACAGGGACUGCAUUUUUGUUUUUUAUUUGUACAGUGCCUAGUACAAUGGGGUCCUGGUCCAUGACAAGGGCUCCCAAGCACUACCGUAAUACAAAUAAUAAAAUGAAACUAUUCGUAAAGAAUCAGAUCAGCAAUGGUACCAUGAUCAACUUGGUACUAUUAAUAUGGUGCCAUUACAAUGACUUGUAGUGAACAAAAUUAAGACAUUGCGACUUUUAGGAAGCUGAUUUCUCAAACUACUUUCUUGACCUUUCCCUUACUCUCCAGUCUCUCUUUUUUAGUUGCCUCUCUGACCACCAACUUGGUCUUUCCAAAAUGGAAUGUGUCUUUUCCUUUAAUUCCUCUUCCUUUCCAUAGAGAACACCACUCUGUCCUUCAUGUUAUGUGACUCUCUUCUAACCAUGUAGUGAAUAUUUC
Messenger RNA from Trachemys scripta elegans, 6111 nucleotides. It is a transcript of the gene DNTTIP2, whose product is annotated as deoxynucleotidyltransferase terminal interacting protein 2. Gene Ontology annotation, biological process: RNA processing. The record is from RefSeq and is a predicted model, not a curated record. Bases 73 to 2538 code for a protein of 821 amino acids. Gene Ontology annotation, cellular component: nucleolus. Gene Ontology annotation, molecular function: RNA binding. The transcript has 7 exons. NCBI's taxonomy places the organism in Eukaryota, Metazoa, Chordata, Testudines, Emydidae.